UUCAGAUUGAAGUAGAUUUUGCAGAGAGUACACUAAUUUAGAAACAUGUUUUGCUCAUUGUACAGAAUACUUUGGCAUUUAUAUUCCCAAGAGAAAUUUAUUUUCGAUAUUUCUUCAUAUUUACAUUUAAAACACUAUUGAUGAGGGAAUGUAUUUUUCACAGUUUUAUGGCAGAAUACUUCUUUAAUCAGUUAAAAAUUUUUGAAUAUUUAACAUUUACUCUGGAAAAUAAGAAGCUAAUUAGUACAACUACAAAUAAGUCAAAUCUAAUUGUUAUUUUUAUCAAGUUCAUAAUAAGCUUAAAAAUGUUGUACACAACAUCAUUGAUGAAAUAUAUUCCAAAAACUUUUAACAAAGUGGAUCAAGACAAAUACAUAUUCUCUUCAACACCAGAUAUACCUCGUGAUACAAAUCGUAGCCGAGAUAUUUUCAGUUUAGUAAAGAAACGUUCAGCACAAGAAAAAGAGGUUUGUCCACGUCAUAAACUUUAUCAUCAUGAUCCACAAUGUCAUCACUAUCAUAAUCGUUUUGAACAGCAUCACCGGAGUAGUAGUAACCGAAAUGCUAACUGUCAACAACAAAUUUGUGUUGGCCGUGCAGCCAGCACGUCUAAAUCUCCAUUAGUCAAUAGAAAAUCAAUAAGUAAACAACUUUCUUUACCAAAUGAUUGUCGAGAUGAAGAGAACUCAUUUUAUUCCUCAAACACAUGCCUACGCAGUAGAUCUUAUUUCGAUGAUAAAACUGAGCCUGAAUUAAGCAUACAUGAUAAAGAAGCUCACUCAAAUAGUAGUAUAUAUGACGUAAAUGAAUGCUCAACAAGACCUACAUCCUGCUACUUACCUGAAUACCAGUUAGGACUAAGUAAAAUAUGUCACACGCCAUUGAGUCAUGCAAAAUCUUUUGGAGGGAUAAAUACAGACGUUACAUCACCUACCGAAUGUCUCUCCAGUCCUAUUUUAUCAUCAAAUCAAUCACAAAUAAAAUAUAUUGACGAAAAAGAUACAAGUGGACUAUUUGAUGAUGUAAGCAAGCAUUCAUUCAAUGACCGAUUGCUAUACUUUCCCACGAUAAAUAAUCGUAUAAUGUCAACAAGUUCUUCAAAAGGGCUCCUCUAUUCAAAGAUAAAUCAAACAGAUACAGUAACUGACCACCCCAGUAAUACUGUGAUUAACACAAAUAGUGUAAUGCCUAAAAAAGAGUUGAAAUUUGCUGUACCUGAUUUUUUAACGCCUAUUAUUGACCGUCGGCCUUCAUCAAAUCGAGUGAAUGUCAAACAGCUAAGUGAGACAACAGUCAAUCUUGACGAUAAAAUUAUGAAAAGACGAAGAACCAUGAAAGAACGCUUUAAAGAUUUACAAACAGAUUUUGAUAGCAAAAAAAUGUGGCAUAAAUUAAAUAAACUGCAUAAUUCCAAACAUGCUAAAUAUCUGUCCAGUGCACGAUCAGGGUCAAGUAUGCUAAUAUCAGCAGAUGACACUGAACAUAAAGAGUCACCUUCACGGUCUAGUAAUACUUCAUGUGAUGAUUGUCGACGAGUGACAAUAAAUGUUAGCGGUUUGAAGUUUGAAACAUGGCUGACUGUUCUUGAACGUCAUCCAACAACCCUACUUGGCAACUGUGAUAAACGCAAACCAUUCUAUGAUGAAUAUCGAAAAGAAUACUUUUUCGACAGACAUCGACCAAGUUUUGAGGCAAUUUUUAAUUAUUAUCAAUAUGGUGGCAGACUUAAACGUCCAGCCACAGUGUCAGAUGAUGUCUUUCUUGCAGAGUUGGAAUUUUUUCAAAUCGAGUCAGAAGCUUUAGAUGUAUAUAAGAAAAAUGAAGGUUAUGUGCCAGAUAUUAUUGUUUUACCAGAGGAUCAUUUAAAACGAAAGUUAUGGAUGUUAUUUGAAUAUCCAGAAACAUCAGUACUGGCGUUUAGUUUUUCCAUAGCAUCUUUUAUUUUCACUGUAAUUUCUAUUAUAUUAUUUUGUAUAGAAACAUUGCCUGUCUAUUCUCAGACACACUGUGAGCCUGGAGCUAGACCAAAUUUUCGUGAUCCAUUUUUUAUUAUUGAAACAUUGUGUACAUUAUGGUUUACUGUAGAAAUUUUUAUACGAUUUUUUAGUUGUCCAAGUCAAAAAGCAUUUAUCAAGGAUAUUAAAAAUUUAAUUGAUUUAGCCGCUAUUGUACCAUAUUAUAUUACAUUGUUCAAUGUUCUAAUAACAUUCAGUUGUGAAGGUGCAAAAAAUAGUGCCAGUUUAGCAUUUCUACGCGUUAUACGUUUAAUUCGUGUAUUUAAAUUAACAAAACACUCAUCUGGUCUACAGGUUCUUGUGUUAACAUUUAAAGAAAGUGUAGAAGGAUUAAGUUUAUUUCUUGUUGCAUUUAUUGUUUGUAUUUUAGUAUUUUCAAGUACAAUUUAUUAUGUUGAAAUUGAUAGAAAAGGCUCUCAAAUUGAAAGUAUACCAGAUGCAUUUUGGUGGGCUGUUAUUACAAUGUGUACAGUCGGUUAUGGAGAUAAAGUGCCAAAAGGACCAUUAGGUAAAGUUGUCGGUAGUGUAUGCGCUGUAGCUGGAGUACUUACUCUGGCUAUACCAGUUCCUAUUAUUACAGAAAAUUUUAAUAAAUUUUAUGCACAUAAAACCGGUCGAGGAAGAAGAUGAUGCAAUUGAUUUUUAUCUUUUUUUAUAUUCAUCCUCAGCAUUGAUUACUCUUGUAGGAUUUCUUCACCUUGAACAAUAUAUCUUUCAUUUCAUACACUACACAUACCAUCAUUAUUCAUUCGCGAUUAAACGAAUGCUAUUCAUUGAAUCUAAUUACUCAUAUGGACUAAAGACUGAACUUAAUCCAAGAUUUAUUCAUGCUCCAUUGACAACUUAACACAUAUUACUACAUUUUAGUAUGUAUAAUGACAUAAUAUCAUCUUGAAGAAGAAUUAACAACUGUAAGUCAAUUUUUUCUCACCAUUAUCAACAAAGUUUAUUACAAUUUCUUCAUAAAAAUCAAUUUAUUGCUCAGUUUAGACCAUUCGUAGAUGAAAUUAUUAUUAUUAUCAAACAGUAAAUGAACAUACCACUCAUAUAUAUAUGUAUAUAUUUAAUCCUUUUUUCUCGUUUCUACUUUCUCUCUUUUUAUUUCCUAUUUCCUACACUUUUGUUCAAUAUUCAAUGGUUGAACAUUGAACAAAUCUUCGACCUACAAAAAUUGUAUAUUUAUUGACAAUAAUUGCCUGUUUUAGAUAGUUUUUUGUACAUAUAUAUCUAUAUAAAUGGAUUAAGGUAGAAAGAAGUUAUCAUAAUAAACAAAACAGAACUAUUUGUAAUGUAGAUUUAUUUUAGAUGAAUACAGAAUUGCUAAAUAUUUUUUUAUAUACAUACAAUUACAAAAUUCAUGUAGAUAUUUUUGUGCAUAAAACUUUUCUCAAAAUAUUAAUACGUCCAGUAGUACUUUAUAAAUACA
This is a messenger RNA of Trichobilharzia szidati, 3441 nucleotides long. NCBI's taxonomy places the organism in Eukaryota, Metazoa, Platyhelminthes, Trematoda, Strigeidida, Schistosomatidae. The record is from the annotation of a GenBank genome assembly.